Molecule: messenger RNA, 1553 nt
Organism: Colletotrichum godetiae
Lineage: Eukaryota; Fungi; Ascomycota; Sordariomycetes; Glomerellales; Glomerellaceae
Product: chaperonin 10-like protein
Exons: 3
Coding region: 251-1312 (353 amino acids)
Cellular component (GO): cytoplasm
Molecular function (GO): zinc ion binding; alcohol dehydrogenase (NAD+) activity
Source: RefSeq, a predicted model, not a curated record
UCAUAACAGAAUUUGACUGACUUGUAAAGCGGAAAGAAAGAAAUAUCGGAUCAUGCAGCCCAUCGGUUCUGCUCCGAAGGUUUCCACAUCGACGGCUGUUGCAAUGCCGGCCGCAGGAUCCGGCGCGGGGUACGCUCCACCGUGCUGGGCUGCUCCGCCAGCAACGACAAUCGUACAACUUCGUUGCUUUUUUCCAGGCUCAAAUCACUGUUCGCGAUUAUCUAUAUUUUGAUUAUUGCAUCCUCUCAGCAUGGAAGACAACGGGGACGAGCUGCCUUCAGUGCAGAAGGCCGCUGUCAUUCAAAACCCCGGGCCAAAUGCCAGCAUCGUGGUCCAGCACAACGUGCCAGUCGGAACUCCCGGACCUCACGAAGUCCUCGUCCGGAUCAGUGCCACUGGAGUUUGCGGAUCGGAGACUCGAGCCUUCCGAGGCUGGGGCGUUUACGACCCCAUCGUUGGCCACGAAGGCAUUGGCAAAGUCGUCAAGCUGGGCCUCGGUGUUUCUGAAGAGCUUUUUGGUCAAAAGGUUGGGGUGAAGUGGCUCUACAGCGCUUGUGGUACCUGCUCGGUCUGCAUCCGCGGACAUCAGAAUAAUUGCCCGAAGCAGCUCAACACCGGAAAACAUCGCCCCGGCACGCUUCAGCAAUAUGUAGUGGCUGAUUCAAGGUAUCUCACGAGGAUCCCGGAUGGUUUGCCAGAUGCUGAAGUCGCACCCUUGUUAUGUGCCGGUUUGACCAUGAUGGGCGCGGUAUCGAAGUUAGAAGGCGACCUUUCUCCUGGUGAUUGGGUCGUCAUCCAAGGAGCGGCGGGUGGUCUGGGGCAUUUGGGCGUGCAGAUAGCCUCGCGACUAAGGGGCUACCGAGUGAUCGCAGUCGACUCUAGUGGCCAUGAUCAGUUUUGUCGAGACAGUGGGGCCGAAGUUUUCAUCGACUACACGAGCGAGGACAUAGAGAAGAAAGUCAUGGAGUUGACGGGAGAGGGAGCCCAUGCUGUCCUCGUCGUGCCCGAGUCCGAAGACGCUUACAUCACCGCGCCCAAGUUAGUCAGAUCCAUGGGAACGAUUGUGUGCGUCGGUUUGCCUCGGAACGAUUUUGAUCUUCCGAUACCAGUAACUUUAUGCGCUAUCAAAGCUCUGAAUAUCAAAGGCGCCAUGGUCGGUACCGAGGAUGAGAUGUCCGAGCUGUUACGCGAGGCUAUCAAAGGUCGCAUUCGGGCAUCCGUUGAAUACUUCCAUCUUCAUCAGACGGAGGAGAUCGUAGGUCAAUUGAUGAAUGGGGAUAUGUUUGGGAGGGCUGUCAUCACUAGCAUUUGAUAGAUGGGAGGUACUGGUGGCCUAUGAAUUGAAUCGGUAGAUCUGAUGGUUGCCAAAUUGCUGUUUCUGUACUAAUGGGUCAGAGUCAUCAAUUUCGAGACGAAUUCCCCCGAUCCAGGCAAGACGAUUCGUCCUCGUUAGCCUGGAUGUUAAUGAGAAUGAAAGUGUCAGGCUGUUUGAGAUUGACAAAGCCUGGCAAGUGACGAAAUGAAGGCUAUUGGGAUGAAACUUAAAAGUGAUC